GGAAAAGACACUCCACGUCACGGAGGUGUAACGUCGGCGUCAGUGCUACACAAGGUGCUACCUCAGUACUGUACCACUGAACAAUCACAGAUUUCCUCAUGUAGGUUACAAUAACUCGUUUCCCCACAAAGCGAAGAUAUUGCUCGGCUGUUUCCUCGUUGGUCGGCCUCGGUGGAGAUCCUGGAAUCCCCUGAAGUGCUCCUCUGCCUCAGCGUCUAAAUGGGUGAAUCAGGCUCACGCCGUUCCACACUUGUUUCCCGCCUGCCGAUCUUCCGCCGCAGUAACAGUAAGAGGCAGGAGUCUCUCCCCUCCUCUCCUUCUUCGGGCGGAGUAGGAAAUGGUGUCCACAGCUCUUCACCUUCCAGCACCAACUCCAGUUCUGGCAGUACAGGGAAACGCAGAAGCCUCUUCCGCACUCCAUCCCUCAGCUUCACAGCCAAGCGGAACAGUGAGCCUCGCGUCCAGCCAAUCAACCUAAACCUCACACCUCCUCUGUCACAGGGCAUCGAUGCAAAUGGAAACAACCAGCAGACGAUAACUACAUCAGCGUCAGCGGGGUUCAGUGAUGGUGGUGGACGGCCCAAGCCGCGCCACUCAUUCGGGUUCGGCAGUAGCAAGCAAAAGAAAAUCACACGUUCUCAGACUGAGGAUUUUGACAAAGCUUCCUCAUCCUCCUCCACGUCCAAUCGCAAUGUGUUCAUAAACUGCAUCAGUGGCUCAGGAGCCAACGAGGGGGACGACUCGGGGUUCCUCGAUGACUACAGCGCGGGGAGUACUUCCAACAAGCGACCAACCCGCCAAAAGAAACAGCUGCUGCCCAAAUCUUUCUCAGCUCACCACCGCUUCUCUCGAAACUCUGAUCACCACAGACCUCCCGAAGUGAACCUGGAACCUCCGAGCUCCACCACCAUUACUCCAGCUGCUGGAGGGCUCACCCCGGGGUCGUGGCCUGGUGACCUGCUGGGUGCAGGUGGUGAGAGCUCCCUCCAGUCCCCUAUGAUAUCAGAGGACCGCACCACAGCCAUCACCCCUUCAGAGUUCAUCCCCAUCACAGAGGAUUCUGUGUCAGAGGUGGAUGCCCUGCCAGCCCCAAGCCCUGGGUCUGGAACAGCACCAGAACCACCUGACUCUGUGCCUGGACUGGCUAUUGACACGGCUGCACCAGACCCUCCAGCUGCUCCAGAAAACUUCAGUGUGGUUGUCUCUACCUCACAGGUUUUCUUCACUCCAGUCCAGUCCAGCACCGAAAAGCCUCUCCUCCCCGACACCAGCACAGCCAACAACACAGACUAUGAGACUGCCGUUUCCCUCUCAGAGCCUGAGACAGCUGUACCCUGCCUACCUCUGAAGGAACAAUCACGCGAAGAGAGGAGGGAGAGGGAGGAGGAGAGGAAGGAAGCCAGGGAUGAUGUGUUUGCAGAGCAGAGGAAGGGGUUAGCGGAGAAGAAGAAGUCCGGAUACCACACGGAAACCACAAGUGAGAGCGAGGCAUGUGUGGUUCGCAGCGAGGGUUGUCACUCCAACCCUGAGCAGUCGGAACGAAGGCCUAGAAACACACUCUCGGUUCAAGAGAGAGGAAGUUUCUGUGGCUGCCACGAACCCAGGUCCUCACACUUGAGGAAACCACACACAGCCUCUCUGUGCAGCAGCGUCAGCCCCUAUCAUGAGGUGAUGCGGAUGGAAAGGCGUCUGCGCUCCUCAUCUGAGGGGGCUGGUGGACCUCGUAUCCAUGGCAACCAUAGAGAUGCCCCUGGCAUGGAAGGAUGUGGUCUGCUCAAACACAGAAACAACUCCUCAUCAUCCAAAAUGGGAAGUCUGGAUGUUCUGAACAAUCUGGGUUCCUCAGAGCUGGAUGAAGAUGAUCUUAUGCUGGACCUGGACCUCUCCGAUGAUCAGCGACAUCGGCAUGUUUCCAGAGAAGACUCCAGCCAGUCCCUUGCGUCAUGUCUCAACCUGCUCCCCUCCCCUGACCAGUCGGGUGAUCGAAUCCCUGGAAGAGAACACCAGAGGGAGCCCAGCCGUCCAACCAGCCUCCUGCCCAAUGACUGGAGCGCCAUGCUUGGAUUGGGGAGGGAAGAUGAGCCUUUAACUCCCGGGCUUGAGACCCUUCCGCUUCGACUGAUGCAGCAGGACUGUACAGCUGUCAAAACCCUGCUUUUAAGACUCAGACGGACACUGCAAGAGAGCACAGAGACGAGUCCUGCCAGCAGCCUACAGUCCCUACCCAUCAGCCCUUGCAGUGAAAAGUCACUUCCAUUUAAGGAUCCCAGCAGAGAGGAGGCCUUGCUGCAACAGCUGAGGGAGAAAGAUGAAGUGAUUCUCAGACUCCAGGGUGAACUGGAGAGUGCCAAAGCUGCCCUGAGGAUGAAAGACUGCCAAAUGACUGACCGCACGACACAGACAGAACACAUGGGGCCAGAGACCAGUCAUCCAGGCCGGUGGUCAGGACACGGCAGCAGCAGCAGCAGUCUGGCUCAAAGGGACAGAAGAGCGGGUCGGGGAGUGGGGGGAGCACUCGGAGGGGACCCCUCUAACCAGUACCUCCCCCACCACCACUAUCACCACCCACCUCUGCACAGCCGGCCUCCUGCCUCUGAACGACACUCUGCCAGGGAAGAGCGUCUGCGUUGCCAGGGGGCCUUGGCACAGUCCACAGCUCCCGGUCUGGCUCCAGGCUCCUCCAUCCUGUCCUCUGCCACCACCUCAGUGUCAGCCUCACCUGCUCCUCCCGCUCAGCUUCAAGUUCCACACCCGGGCCCCAAUCCAAAUCAAUGCACAGGCGCCGGUUCAGCAGCUGCUAAUCACUCCUCAAUUCCAUCUCUGUCCUCCAGGCAGCCAGAAGGGGUGUCCUCUUCUUCUGAGUCCUUAACUCCAGGAGGAGGAGGAGGUGGAGCGAGUCAGUCAGGUGGGGUGAGAAGAGGAGGAGGAGAGCAUCAUCCACCGAGCCAUAUCCCUCGUGCAGUUGGGGCCAGCUCCUCAUCAAGCCUCCUCAGCCUCGCAAGCAGAGGGAGCCCCUCUCCCAGCAUCUCAUCAACCGUCCAAGCCUCCCCUCCACCGCGUCCCCCGUCCUCUGUUUCCUCUUCCUCCUCCACAUCGUCCACGUUUACAGGUCGUUUAGGACAACCGCCUCGAGGCCCUCUAUCUCUACAUAGCUACAGUCGUAAAAAUGUCUUCCUUCAGCAUUCCCUACACACUUCUGAGCUGCAGGCGCUGACGCAGAGAGACAGUUGAGGGAACACAAACAUUUACACCAUCCCAGCCAUGUGCAGCCAUAUCGACUUAAGUGACAAAAGUGUUUGACCUUGAAGAAAAAACUGCUGCUUCUUUAGAACAACUUUCUUGUGUUUCACUAUCCAAAAUUCCCUCCAAGUCAUCACCGGCACGUGCUUACAAUCACACUUGUUUCUCUUCACAAUCCAGACCGCUGCCCCUUUUUCCUGACAUUUUGACCAUGGAUUUGCUCUCUUAAACACUCAUACCCUGGGUCACACUAACACGCACACAUGCACCAACACAAACACACACAUAUCAGGCUGAGGGUAUGAAAAAGGCACUCACCCGUCUGUCAGAACUCCCACGUUGUGUCAUGCUGACAGUUUAGAUGUGCUUACGCCCACAGACGCACAAAGUGCACACAGACUCACAACCUUGCACACAUGCUCACAUACACAGAUCUAGUAGUCACACACCACGCUCUGGUACACACACUCACACAGAGACAUCAUCUGUGAUAUCUCUGCCUCACAAUCUGCACAAAUAAGAGAGCGUUAAAAACUGAGUAAAGAGAAUGAGUCAUGUAAUAGUGUGUGCACUGAAAGAUAUGUAUUUUUUAUUAUUUUAUUUAAUCAUUUAUAUCAGUUAAACCAUGUGCUGCUUCAGGAACUAUGGGACUGAUCUUAAUUUGCGCUCUAUACUCCUACAUUGCCAAAUACUACAUCAGAUAACAUUCCUCUAUGUCCAUUGACACAAAUCCAGAUUUUAAAAAAGUAUUUAAAUCUAGAUUCAUGAAACUUUUACUGCAUGCUUUUAAAAGGUAAGGAAAAUACAGGUGAGCAUUUUGUACAACAAAAACAUGGGACCUUGGCAGCUUUCUAAAGUCUUUUAAUAAUGUUUUCAUGUCAGCUUUCACCUCACUUUGUCAAGAAGGGAAUCAAGAUAAGAUAACCUGCCAUUCCUACAUUUACAACCUUCGUCUCACAUAAAUAAUGCAUCGGUUGUACUUUUGGCCUGAUACUGAAACAUUGUUUUUGUGGAAAUACAUUGCUGCAAUAUUAUCCUCUAUAUAUCAAAGAAUCAAUGUGUGUAUGUGAUAUUAGAAUAGAACAGUACAGGAGUCGAAAAAAAGAGUUGUAUUACCUGCCAUUGAAAUGAAUCACCUUCAAUGACAAGAUGACAUGUAGAGAACUACUGUAGCACUACUGAAAACACACCUCGCAAAAUCAAAACACAUCGGACAAUAAGACUGAGCAGAACAAGCAUUAUGUGUUUAUACAGACUGGUAUGAAAAAAAAAUCUAUGUUUGGAACGAAGCCUGUCGUAUCUUGUUGAGGGCUUUGUAUUGAACAGGAAAAAACUUACUGGUGCUUUGCUUCAAUGACAGCAUCAAUAUCCAUUUUAAGAACUCAAAAGAAAAAUGCUUCAAAAACUGGCAUUACAGCAGGCUUGCACAUUUUCUAUAACAAUUUUAUGGAGGCAAUCAAGUGAGUAGAGUCGGAGUCUGUUUCGGGAAGCAAGUGACAGAACAAAUAUUGCACGCAAAGUUGUCUUCUUGAUGGAAUAAUGACAAAAACAUGAUUUUACAAGCCAUCUCAUUUGUGAAACAUCAGUGCUGAGUUGUUGUUUUUUUUAAUUUUCUGAUAUCAGUUUGUUUUCUGUUAUCUGUCUGAUCUUAAAUGGCUGGUUAUCUUUCAAAAACAAACCUGAAAACAGCAUUUGGUACGGUACGGCAAGCGUUUUAUGUUGUAUUGGGCAGUAGGAUGCACAUUUUCUGAAUGAGAUUUACACGUAUUGUAACUGCCGCGCUCUGCUGGGUCGUCACUCACACUUUGGUGAGGAAACGUGUCACAUUUUAAUAAGUGAGAAAAACCUGUAUUUUUUUUCAUCUAUGAACAUCCAGACAGCAUUACAACCUGUCUAUCCUGCCACUGUUGAAUACAUUUGCUCUGUUGAACUGAGUACACUGGUAAACAGACUCCUUUUUUUUCCCAAAAGGCUUUGCAGUAAACAAAUCUUAUUAGGUCAUUCAGGAAGUGGGGGCCUGCCCUGUUGCUGUGUACAGGCUAGAAGUUUAGCGCUCCAGGCAUCUACACAAAAUGUUCUGGAGAAGUUGUUGACCUUGUAUGUGUCUAAACGGCAUCUGGCUGUAGGGAAGUUGUGUAAAUUGGUGUGCGUGUGUGUUGUAAUAUACACCUCAUGAGGCAAGGACCUGGUAAAGGUGAAGAAAAGCCUGGAGAAACACAGCUCUGCUCCCACCGGUGCCACUCUCCUUCUUUUAAGCCCUCUUUCUGUCCUCAUUUCUUCCUGUACCUUAUCUUCACCUCUCUGUAGUCUCUUUCAGCAUCUCCUUAUGCAUCUCCCCCCUCUGUUUCCCAGAAUCCCUCUCCUGUGCGUGCACUCCAGAGCUCCUUUUUUGUUUCUCUCCUAUUUCUCAAUCUGUUUCUUCCUCCCCUUCUCUGUCCCAUGUCUCUGUAUCUCUUUCCCCUUGCUUGUGUUGUCAUACCGUAUUUCUUAUGCUGUGGCUCUCAGUCCUGGGUUCUGUAGUGCCGAUGAUUUUCAUUCCAGCUGCCUAAUCGGGGAAUAAUUUUACACCUGGUGAAGGCAAUUAGGUACCUGGUAGGGAAGAUAGGCCAGCAGUGAUGGGGCUCCUGAGGACCUGGGCAGAGAACGGCAGCUGUAAUGUGAACUAAACAUUCCCUGCUUGAUUUGUUUACAGGUGCCGGGUAACCAAGGAUGGCCUCUGAGGGACUGCUAGUAACAACCUUUGUCAAUAAAUGCCACAUAAUGCACUUGACACCAUGUGAAAUGUCACAAAGGGAGCAUUUGACCCUGUUUGCACUGCCCACUUAGAUUUAUCUUUUCUUUGCUGUGUCUGAAACAGCUGUGCUCAAUUCAACUGUGUUUAAAUUGGAAGAAAAAAAACAGAAAGGUUGGCUGCUGGUCAUGUCACAUAUCUUCAAGGGAAAAGUCUUCUUUUGAGAUGACAGAUACAUGUGACACUGAGGUCUUUUAAGGGCAUUUUUCUACACAGAUUUUGAAUAUCAUUGCUGGAAAAUAAGGGUCUGCAAUCAUGAAGCACUGACACCUCAUAAACCUCAACUCCUCACUUUACUAAGAAGCCUGGUGUGCAUUUAAGAUGCUACAUUUCAGUUUUGGGUGUUUUAUUCAUUGUUUUUUGCCUUAUUUUUAUUUAUUGCCAUAGACAGUUUCUUUAAAGUGUUGUGGCACUAUCAAAUAAAAAUAGAAGUCAUGUAAUGACCAUGAUGGAAAAGACAAUAAUAAUCAUGGUCUUGUUGAAUCACAGAUUGACUCUCUUAACUUUGUUUUGCUCACUGUAAUUAAGUUUUUCUUUCUUAUUGCUGUAAUAAUGAAAUUGAAAUGUACAAUUUGUAAAUAAAUUAUCAUUGCUGUUGAUGUUUGUCUAAGAACACAGGCGCUUUGUAAUCCUGUAAUUGAACCUCUAGAUAAGGGUUCUUGUCUGUUGUUUGUCGGCACACAACAGAUAAAAACACCACAGAAGAAGAUAAGAUUUGGGGGAAAUGCAGAGAGAGAUGUGAGCUGUUACCAAAGCAUUCCAGGCAAUAGUUACAGUUCAGCAAACCUGAUAAAUUUGAAAUGUAAAGGCAAGUUGACGAGCUCAACCUUUACUCCUCUUUGAAAUCCAGCCUUUGCACUUUAACUAUUUAUGCUUGAGAUGACUUUGAAAGACGUUACUUUGCAUUUUUUCUGCCUGUGUUUGAAAAGUGGAUGAUGGUUGAUGAUAAUCUGUUAAAGCUGCUUUUUCACAUCAGUACAAAGUUUGUGUCAAAGCAUAUCAAACUUUUGGGUACAAUCAUACUGUGAGCCUGUAAAUUCCUUUUCUGUCAGUAUGUGAAGGGAAAACAACGACAAAAAAUCUUACUCUAUAGAGCUGUUUUUGCAUUCUUUUGUCCUGUUUGACCCUUUUGAAAAUACAUCUGUUGAAAAAGAA
Notolabrus celidotus (New Zealand spotty) is the source of this 7186-nucleotide messenger RNA. RefSeq names its product coiled-coil serine-rich protein 1 (gene ccser1). The record is from RefSeq and is a predicted model, not a curated record. Lineage: Eukaryota; Metazoa; Chordata; Actinopteri; Labriformes; Labridae.